Molecule: messenger RNA, 1818 nt
Organism: Selaginella moellendorffii
Lineage: Eukaryota; Viridiplantae; Streptophyta; Lycopodiopsida; Selaginellales; Selaginellaceae
Exons: 1
Coding region: 14-1780 (588 amino acids)
Biological process (GO): proteolysis
Cellular component (GO): mitochondrion
Molecular function (GO): metal ion binding; metalloendopeptidase activity
Source: RefSeq, a predicted model, not a curated record
UUCCAGCCCUAAGAUGCCUGUUCCAGGAUCGUUGGAGAGGUCUUUCAGUGUAGCGUACACAAUCCACAAGGGGCGGCAGCGGCAUCAGCGUGAAUCCCGCAGGAAAUCGUCCAUCCAAUGCCAGCUGAAUCCCCAGCCAGAGCAGCAGAGAUCUGUGAGUCCAAUUCCUCUCAAAGAAUGCUUAGAUUUGACGACAACAAGAAGGGCGGCGCUAGCUGCGCCACUCGUCGCGACGGCAGUGGCAACAGUCGCCAAUCCAGCAAGAGCUUUGAUCCAGACGGGCCAGGAGAGGGAUUCGACGAGGCAAUCCCAGAAUGCGAUCGACAGGUUGCAAAGUAGGGUUUCUACAUUCCAGCUCGGGAAUGGGAUGAAAUGGAUCGUCCUGGAGCGUCACAAUGCUCCAAUUGUCGCUUGCCACACCUAUGCCGACGUUGGAGCGGCGGAUGAAUCCACUGGAAUGACUGGGAUUGCUCAUCUUCUCGAGCAUCUAGCAUUCAAGGGGACGAGGCUGAUUGGAAGCCGAGGUUUCGAGCGUGAAUCGGAAGCACUGGAUCAGCUGGACGAGAUCUUUUACGCUCUCAGGGAUGCCAAGGUGGCCAAAAAUUCCAAGCUCGUGGCGAAGCUGGUGGAAGAAUUUGCAAGAGCUCAAGAACAAGCAGCAAAGUUCUCUGCCGCCAGCCAGUAUGGGUCUUUGAUCGAGAGGCAAGGCGGAGUGGGCCUCAACGCUCAGACCUCGCAGGACUCCACCGAGUAUUUCGUUUCGCUGCCAGCCAACAAGCUGGAGCUCUGGAUGGCGCUCGAGAGUGGACGAUUCAUGGCGCCGGUUUUCAGAGAUUUGUACGCCGAGAAGGAAGUGGUGAAGGAAGAGAGGCGCCUGAGAGUGGAGAAUUCUCCGUAUGGUCGCUUCACCGAGGCAUUCACCGAGGCCGCAUUCCCAGGCCAAGCUUACGGCCGGCCCAUCAUCGGCUACCCGAGUGACUUUGAGAAGAUCGGCCGCAGAGAAGUGACCGACUUCUUCACCAAAAACUACACUCCUUGCAAGCUCACUUGUGCCGUGGUUGGCGACGUGAAUCCAGUCGAGGUUGAGAAGCUAGCCACUCGCUACUUCGGCAGCUGGAAAACUCCUUGCGCAUCGCCAACGUCCUCGUCACCGAGAAGUUAUUCCGAGCUCUGGAGGACCCAAGAUGGUUGGGACGAUUUUGCUGCUUCCAAGCCUCCUCCGGGAGAGAUCUUGAGGAUGUCUUCACCGGCACAGCCUCUCUACAUGGAAGGCUACUACAGGCCAGCUUCGUGGUCUUCGGAUGAUCCAGUUCUCUCGGUGAUCAGCGACGUCCUCGCCGGCGGCCGAGUCUCCAGGCUCUACAAACGGCUCAUUGCUCCCAGCAGGGUCCUCUCGGCGGAGUGCCUCUCGAGCUUUCCAGGCGACAAGUUCCCGUGCUUGAUGAUGCUCUAUGCUUCUCCAACGCCCGGAUCGAGCAGCACCGAGAAGCUAGCCGGCCUCGUUCACGACCAGCUCCAGGACCUGGUUCGCCAAGGGGUCGAGGAGGGCGAGCUGGUUCCAAUCCGGAAGUCGACGCGAGCGAGCUUGCUGGAAGCGCUGGGAAGCAAUUCCUCCAUGGCGAGGAUUCUCAGCACUUACGAAGCUACAGCGGGGUCUUGGAACCGUGUUCUUGAGGAAACUCGAGAGAUCGAGUCGGUCACCAGGGACGACGUUGUCCGAGUCGCGAGCAAGCUCUUCACUCCCUCGAAUCGUAUUGCUGGAAGCACACGGCCUGUUUAGUGAAAGAAUUUAGUGCUAAACCUUUAAGCCCUUGGAAA